Molecule: messenger RNA, 147 nt
Organism: Echinococcus granulosus
Lineage: Eukaryota; Metazoa; Platyhelminthes; Cestoda; Cyclophyllidea; Taeniidae
Exons: 2
Coding region: 1-147 (48 amino acids)
Source: RefSeq, a predicted model, not a curated record
AUGGACGGAGAAAGAAUGUGCGAGAAACCGAGACUUGAUUCUGGUCCAGACCACGGUAGCAGUGGUAGUCGAGACUAUGGCUACGCUUGCCGAACGACGCGCCAUGAUCGUCGUCGCAGUGACAACGGUGAGACAGCUUUGCCAUAA